AUGCACGAGGUGCUAUUUAUGUUUCAAGAAAACGUAGUUAUUAUAACGAGUUUCCAGCUGAAAACUGAUGAUUUUUCUAGACCUUUGAGAAAGUAUCACAUUACUCAGGCUCAGUCCUUUGACCAAACACAUGCUAUCAUUUACUGUUUAGGCGAGCCACGCAGUAUGCUUAAAAACGCCUCGGUACCGCACCAUUACGGAACCGUCCGUCCCCGCCGCAUAUACAGUCUAUUCAAAUUUCCUUCGCUUCAAAUAGAAGCCGGAAUGACCAAUAUAGAAGAACAGGAUUCGGCAGACAAGAAUAUUAGAGAGCAUUUUAAAUAUAGUCCUAUUGACAGUACUGCUAUACGUAUAUCACGGGUUUUCAUCGUAUUGGUAGCCAUUGGAGGCGUUUCUUUCCUUGUAAUAGUUGCAAUCAAACAUCUCAUUAAACUUAUAACAAACUGGAUAUGA
This is a messenger RNA of Meyerozyma guilliermondii ATCC 6260, 453 nucleotides long. RefSeq lists its product as uncharacterized. The transcript has a single exon. NCBI's taxonomy places the organism in Eukaryota, Fungi, Ascomycota, Pichiomycetes, Serinales, Debaryomycetaceae. The record is from RefSeq and is a predicted model, not a curated record. Bases 1 to 453 code for a protein of 150 amino acids.